GGCCGCCUGCGCCGCCUGCUCUGGAUCCUGCUGACCCUCAGCGCCGUGGGGCUCAUCCUCUGGCAGUGCGCCGAGCUGCUCAUGAACUACUACAGCGCCUCGGUCUCCGUCACCGUCCAGUUCCAGAAGCUGCCCUUCCCCGCCGUCACCAUCUGCAACAUCAACCCCUACAAGUACAGCUCCAUGAAAGAAUAUUUAUCUGAAUUGGACAAAGAGACAAAAAAAGCCUUGGAGACUUUCUAUGGAUUUUCCGAGGGCAAGUCCAAGGUGCGGCGGUCAGUGGAUGAGUGGAACAGCACAGGGAGCGACUUAUUCGAGCAGAUCCCUCUGCUGAAGGUCGAGGACUUCUUCAGGACAGCAACUGACCUGCACACUGGGCAGAAGAGGAAGAUAGAGGGAAGUGUCUUUCACAAGGACUCAUCCAUCGUGAACUCUGGUGAUUCCAAUGACAUCAUUGGCUUUCAGCUGUGCGACACGAACAACAGCAGUCAGUGUGCACUGUACACCUUCAGUUCGGGUGUCAACGCCAUCCAGGAGUGGUACAAGCUGCAUUACAUGAACAUCAUGGCACAAAUUCCCCUGGAGACUAAAGAAAAAUUGAGUUAUUCUGCUGAUGACCUUCUCUUGACAUGUUUUUUUGAUGGCCUAUCUUGUGACAAAAGGCACUUCACUCGUUUCCAUCACCCUCUCCAUGGCAACUGCUACACCUUCAACAGCGGUGAGAACGGCACCGUCCUGAGCACCUCCACGGGCGGCAGCGAGUACGGAUUGCAGGUGGUUCUGUACAUCGACGAAGCAGACUACAACCCCUUCCUGGUGACAUCCACAGGAGCCAAGAUCAUUGUCCACGACCAGAACGAGUAUCCCUUCAUUGAAGACAUCGGCACGGAAAUUGAGACUGCAGCAGCCACCUCCAUAGGGAUGCACUUUACUCGGUCUCGCAAGCUGAGCAAACCCUAUAGUGACUGCACGGAGACAGGAGAUGACAUACCUGUAGAAAAUCUCUAUAACAAGAGCUACUCACUCCAGAUCUGCCUCCACUCCUGCUUCCAGAAGGCCAUGGUGGACUCGUGUGGCUGCGCCCAGUACGCGCAGCCCUUACCCGCAGGGGCUGAGUACUGCAACUACAAGAAGAACCCAAACUGGAUGUACUGCUACUACAGACUGCACGAGAAGUUCGUGAAGGAGCAGCUGGGCUGCCAGCAGAUCUGCAAAGACGCCUGCAGCUUCAAGGAGUGGGCACUCACCACCAGCAUUGCCCAGUGGCCAUCCACCGUGUCAGAGGACUGGAUGCUUCGAGUUCUCUCUUGGGACAAAGGGCAAAAACUCAACAAGAAGCUGAACAAGACGGACCUUGCCAACCUCAUGGUGUUUUACAAGGACCUGAACGAGAGGUUCAUUUCAGAGAAUCCUGCCAACACUCUCGUGAUUCUCCUGUCCAACUUUGGUGGCCAGCUGGGCCUCUGGAUGAGCUGCUCUGUCGUCUGCGUCAUCGAGAUCGUUGAGGUCUUCUUCAUCGACUCGCUCUCCAUCGUCAUGCGGCGCCAGUGGGGGAAGCCUCCCCAGGCCAGGGACGUGGAAAGACAUGGCCACGACAACCCUGUCUGCAUCGACGAGGACCUGCCCACCUUCAACACGGCCCUGCGCCUGCCGCUGCCCCAGGACAGCCCCCUGCCCAGGACUCCCCCCCCCAACUACAGCACUUUGCGGCACGCCUUCACAGAGCAGCUGCCCGACACGCUGGAGCUCGGCCAGCACUGA
Molecule: messenger RNA, 1761 nt
Organism: Acanthisitta chloris (rifleman)
Lineage: Eukaryota; Metazoa; Chordata; Aves; Passeriformes; Acanthisittidae
Gene: SCNN1G
Product: sodium channel, non-voltage-gated 1, gamma subunit
Exons: 13
Biological process (GO): sodium ion transmembrane transport
Cellular component (GO): membrane
Molecular function (GO): ligand-gated sodium channel activity
Source: RefSeq, a predicted model, not a curated record